UCCCAGGAAGUCCAAAAGUUUUCCAUCUGGGCAGCAGGCUGCGGUGGGAGGAGGCACUCUGAGGAAUAACUGGGGUCUCAGCCAAGGCGGCACGACACAGUUUGAACUGCAGCACUUUUGUUUUCUGUGUACUCUCGCAACAAUCUCCCGCUGUCAGGGAGAAAAAACGGGCACGGAGCGAUGCGUAAAACCAGAUUUGCUCGGAAGGUUUUAACCAACUGCUGAGUUUGAGGGAUGUUUCGGAGAUGGCCUGAACUUUUCCUUUCUCCUGCGUCUUCUUCUCUGCAGCCUGCAGGUUUAGGAGUAGAAGAAGAGCUCGGAGCGGGGACACACUGGAAUUAAUUUCAGGUUGGACAACUCCUGCUUCAUAUUUUUUUUGCGUUUUCCUCUCCGGCCUGGGAGGAGAUGAGCGCUCAGGAUGGGACUGUGCCUCGGUACCGAAGUUACAGAGGAGGAGAAGAAGGCGAGGAUUCACAGCUCCAAGAUAGACCGAGACCUGUACGAAAGCGCAAAGCGGGAGAUGAAUGUGGUUAAAAUUCUCCUGUUAGGUGCAGCAGAAAGCGGAAAAAGCACUUUGGUCAAACAGAUGAAGAUCAUCCACAGUAAUGGCUUCAACAAGCAGGAGCUGAGCAGCUUUAAGCCUGCGGUCCUGGAUAACCUCCUGACCUCCAUGAAGUUCGUCCUGCAUGGAAUGGGAAUCCUCCGCAUCAACUUGGCCAACAGCAGGAACAAGGUCCAUGCCCAUUCUGUCCUGUCGUGUGGGCGGUGUUUUGACGAAGAACAGGUGCUGUUUCCUUUCCUGAGCCACGCCCUGUCCUGUCUGUGGGCCGACCAGGGGGUGAGGGCCGCGGCCGCCCGGGGAUACGAGUACGAGCUCAACGACUCGGCGCUGUAUUUCUUCGAGAACAUGAACCGCAUCACGUCUCCUGACUUCGUGCCCACGGAGACAGACGUCCUGCGAGUACGACUGAGGACGACGGGCGUCAUAGAGACCCAGUUCAAAGUCAACCACCUCAUUUUCAGGAUGUACGAUGUCGGAGGGCAGAGAACUGAACGAAGGAAGUGGAUCGGUUGUUUCGAGGAUGUCAGAGCAGUUCUGUUCGUGGUGUCGCUCAGCGGAUACGACAUGACCCUGGUAGAAGACCCCUCCAUGAAUCGUCUUCAGGAGAGCUUGAAACUCUUCUCCUCAAUCUGCAAUAAUGUCUUCUUCCGCAGCACAUCCAUGAUUUUAUUCAUGAACAAGAUAGACCUUUUUCAAGACAAGAUUUUACACUCUGGACGACAUCUGCGGUUGUAUUUGCCACAGUUUAAAGGUGCAGACUGCGACGUGGAUUCGGCCGCCCGCUUCAUCGCCGCCACCUUCGUCUCGCUCAACGACAAUCCCAGCAAACUCAUCUACCACCACUUCACCACGGCGACCGACACCUCCAACAUCCAGAUCGUCUUCCAGGUGGUCAUGGACACGAUAAUCAAGGAGAACCUGGAGGCGGUGUCGCUCCUGUGAACCCAGAGCGGCGGAAAGAGACCUCGCUGAACUGCAGAUAUCUCAUUUUAAAAGAGAAAUAUUUUUUAAAAAGGCAGUGAGGAUCAUCUCAUCCGAGGAUGUCGUCUGCUGCCUUCUUCUAUUCAGUCCAGGCUGGAAGCUCUGAUGCUCUUUGUUGCAUUUAAUCCUUUACUGCUGUCAAAAACUGUCUCUGAACACAUGAAGGUGAAGGACCACUUGGCCAAUCUUUUGGUUUUAGGUAGAGCCCUAUAAAAUAUUCACUUUAGCAAGCUUGUCUUUAAACCAGCGGGCAUUCAUGUGUUUUGUACUGUACUAUAAAAUCAAACCAUGAACAGUGACGUUGCUUUUUUCUGAAAACUUGAUGCAUUUAUGUUCAUUUGUGCCCUGUGCGGGGGCAAAAACUGAGGUGGGUGAGGAUUUACUGUCUGAUCGUUGACUUCCUUGGCUCACUCAUGCAUACCAUCAUGUGUUUUCCGCUCAUCCAUCACUGUGUCUCCGCUGUGCAGAUGCUGUGCGUCACACCCUCCUAAUGAGCAGCUGAUCACUGUGAAAGCAGCACUAGUUUGUGUUUACUUGAGCUGAAAUCACCCACACGGCGUGCCUUUUAAUCUGAGCCUUCACCCACUCUCCAGACUCUCUUCAAUCAGCGAUGAUGCUGAGAAAAACGAAUAUCAGAAAGUGUGUGUUUGGGGGAAAGAAACAGCCCUGAAGAGUCUGACUUGUUUUAUUCCCUUUCUUUCACUUGUGAUGGUUAUUGUUGCAGAAUCUGGCACACAUAAGCCCUGUUUGUUUGCUUUUUGUUGUUGUUUUUCCAAGCAGGAUGAUGUCUCCUGCUUGUGAUUUGUGUGGCAUAAACUCUGCUGGGGUUUCUUUUGAGGGCUCCCCUGAGCAACCAGCUCUAUCAGCAGCUACUCUGACUCCAGUGAUAAACAAGAUGUGGAAAUAACUGAUGCAGCCUGAUAUGGAUACUGAAAGACGGGAGGAAAACACCCCCAAGUGCCUUAUGAUGAAGUGCUUUUACUGUUUUUUUUAUGUCAUUUAAAUGCUUCAUUCGUCUAUGAAAUGUUUUUCCUUCUUUUUCCACCUCCAGAAUUAAGUUUCAUAUUGUAUCUCUACUCUGCAAGUCUUGUGUUCUCAAAAAAAUGUUUUUAUGGUUUGUAUUGCAUUGAAAUUGCAGUACAAAAUAAAUAUGAGAUUCAUUUUAAAUUUUUCUUUGAGGUUGAUCAUGUAAAUUGAUAAAUCAGUAGUGCUGGAUCACUUAUGUUGACUUAAAGACAAAUUUAGACCACACAGCGGGUAACCAGUGUUUGUUGAUUUUAAUAGAUAAAAUAAAUAAAAGUACUUUCCAGGAAA
Molecule: messenger RNA, 2857 nt
Organism: Acanthochromis polyacanthus (spiny chromis)
Lineage: Eukaryota; Metazoa; Chordata; Actinopteri; Pomacentridae
Gene: gnav1
Product: guanine nucleotide binding protein (G protein) alpha v1
Exons: 9
Coding region: 419-1504 (361 amino acids)
Biological process (GO): adenylate cyclase-modulating G protein-coupled receptor signaling pathway; Rho protein signal transduction
Cellular component (GO): heterotrimeric G-protein complex
Molecular function (GO): GTPase activity; guanyl nucleotide binding; G protein-coupled receptor binding
Source: RefSeq, a predicted model, not a curated record